CACUCAAGUGAGUUCGCGUCCCUAUCACACAUAGAGCGGAGAAUGUAUAAAAAUCGUCGGACUCAAUUUUUUCCCGCCAUGGCUGACGAAGUGCACGUAUCUAACCCACGUCAUGAUGCGUCCAAAACGGGCGAGCUUGACCCCCCGGACGGUGCACAAUCCAGCGGCGAGCCCAGCAAGUGGGAAUCGUUCAAGGACAAGGUCGGAGACACCAUCUCUUCGAUGAAACAGAAUGCGCGUGAUGAGCGCGAGCUCGACAGUCACACAGCUGAGCGAAACUCGGACGGAACGAAUUUCCUGACGAGUUCGGCGGACCUGUAGUCUGAUUGAUCAUGCAUCGGCGACAUGAGACAUGGUCUCGGAUAGGUUCGAAUCAUCCAUACGAACACG
Fomitopsis serialis is the source of this 390-nucleotide messenger RNA. RefSeq lists its product as uncharacterized. Bases 43 to 321 code for a protein of 92 amino acids. The transcript has 6 exons. Lineage: Eukaryota; Fungi; Basidiomycota; Agaricomycetes; Polyporales; Fomitopsidaceae. The record is from RefSeq and is a predicted model, not a curated record.